AUGUAUCAACUUCAUGUACGCGUUGUUGAGGCAAAGGAGCUUCCAAAGAUGGACACUUUUGGCAAGUGUGAUGCCUUUGCGAUCUUACAGUUGAAUUCAUCAAGAAAUAUUCACAGAACAAAAGUUAUCGAAAAAACUUAUACUCCUGUUUGGAAUGAAGAGUUUCAUAUUCCAUUAGAAGAUGUUACUAUUGAUACCUUAACAGUAUUCUUAAAAGAUGAAGAUAAGGGUAGUAGCGAUGAUCCGAUCAGUUUAAUUAAAAUCCCAAUAAACCAAUUUCCGCUGGGAGAAGUUGUUGAUAAAUGGUAUUCCCUCAUUCCUGUGAAAGGUGUGAAGAAAGGUGGUCAGAUCAGGCUUACAAUUCAUAUUGCCCCAUUAGGAGCUACACCAUUCCAGAAAACAGACUUAGCAGCAUUCAAAUCGCAGCAACAACAAGCUCAAAUAAAUGCACCUGCUCAAGCACAACAACCUCAACAGGCUAUACAAGGAAUUCCACCACCACUGGCAGGAAUGUAUCCACCAAAUAUGGGUUAUCCAUACCCGAUGCAACCUGGAAUGUACCCUCCACCACCACCAGGCAUGUACCCACCUCCUGGAAUGUAUCCGCCACCAGGUUAUCCUCCACAGGCAGGCUAUAUGUAUCCUCAAGGAGUUUAUCCUCCUCGGAAGUGA
Molecule: messenger RNA, 672 nt
Organism: Trichomonas vaginalis G3
Lineage: Eukaryota; Parabasalia; Trichomonadida; Trichomonadidae
Product: intracellular sterol transport
Exons: 1
Coding region: 1-672 (223 amino acids)
Molecular function (GO): calcium ion binding
Source: RefSeq, a predicted model, not a curated record